CUGGUUUUAUCCAGCCAAACACAAUACCGCCUCAUUUUCUCUCUCUGCUGCUUCUUGCUCACAAUUUCUUUUCUUUUCUUUUAGAUUUUCCCUUUUUAGUUUACUUUCUCGAGAAAAUUCAAGCUAUUUUCCUUUCUAGUUUACUUUCUCUAGAAAAUUCAAGUGUAUUUUCUGACAAAGUGAAGAAAAACAUAAACAACCCAACUUUUGUUUUGUCCGUCUUGAUUUUUUUUUGGGUUCGAAUCCUUAAUAGUUCGGUCAUCCCUCGUUGUAUAAUACCAAAAGCAGUUUUAUUGAAUUAAUGGUUUUGAUAAAUUUGAUUUCCUUGGAAUCAUAUCGAUCUUAAUUAGAUUAAAAGCGAUGAAAGGUGUGGCAUUAGAGCGGUGGAGGGAUUAUUUCAGGACAGCAAAUUCAGACAUAUUUGAUAUAAUCGAACAUGCAAUUGUGUUGGCAGCUUUGGAUUGUCCUAAAGAGUUCAGAUUACGUAGAGAACAUAUUGCUGAGAAGCUCUUCACCUGUGAUUUUAUUCGCUGUUCGGGUUGCGCCGGCGUGGAGUUGGCCGGAGAUGAUACUUUGCUGAAUCAAAUUGCUAGUAAUUAUAGCUAUGGAGAGGCCGAGGCUUUGACUGAUGAAAUUGAACAAGAGUCUAUGAUUGUUGGUGAAGUCUUCAGGAUUAAAGACGUUCUUCUCAACAGUCAAGAUGAGCCUGAUUCUAUAUUGUUUGAUUCAUUGAGGAGACUUCAGUUAAUGGAGUUGACAGUAGAUGUUCUCAAGGCAACUGAGAUUGGAAAGGUUGUAAACAGUUUCAGAAGGCAUUCGUCGAAGCAGACUCGUCAUCUCGCACAAACUAUCAUCGAUGGGUGGAAGGGACUGGUGGAUGAGUGGGUUAGUGCGACAGAGGCUAUUGUUGAGGGUACUCCAGAAUCUAUGAAUCCAUCUGUCGUUGAUGAAGAAGUAGUAGUAGAAGAAGAAGAAGGGCUUCCAUCUCCGCCAUUAGAUGAAGGAGCUUUUUUUGCUACUCAACCUACAUCAAUGGAACUCUCACAGUUCUUCGAUGGCAUGGAUGAUGAUGGAAAUCCACAAAGCAAUGCGGAAUUCAAAAGGAACUGGGAUAGUGGAAGAAAGCCAUCACAGGAGAACCAAACCUUUUCAAAAGGGAAAAAGAAGACUUCAAGCAAAACAAAUCUGGGUAUCAAGGAUGACAAGAGUCAACAAAUGAAGAGACUAGAACCUGUUGCAAAACCUAAUAGCAAGCCCUCAAGCAUAAAUACUGGGUCCGGGAUACCCCAAAAAAACAAUGUGGAGAAAAAGCCCAACAGUGAACCAAGUUUGCUGAAAACACCAGAUAAGAUGGCUGUCCUCAAGAAGCCUCUCAGCUGUCAACAAGAUAAACUCAAGACAUCUGAUGAACUUUCCGUCCAGCAAAAGCUUGAGGCCACAAAAAGGAAGCUUCAAGAGCGAUAUCAACAAGCUGAGAAUGCCAAGAGGAAGCGGACAAUACAGGUAAUGGAGUUGCAUGACCUUCCAAAGCAAGGGUCUAGCAACAAUAACCAUAAUCGGCACUGGUUAAAUAGAAGGAGAUAGUUUCUUCCAGCUGGAAGAGUGGUGUAGAUAGCCUCUCAAGUAUCUUCCAUUUUGCAAAGUGGGUGGAGGAACACCAAUAACAAACGGGUGCACCGAGACCUGAGCACUUUGGCCACGGAUAAUAAAGAAUCCGUUUUAGUGAUCAUGCUAUAAAAGGAAACAAACUCUUGAGUAGUGUCCUACAUUUUGAAACUUGGAGGUAUAUGGACUUUUCUUUUACUAUGAAAUUAUAGGAUUGGUCAAUCACACAUUUGUGGACUGAAUUCUUGAAUUAAUACUAGAAUGAGGAUGGAUCUCUGCUUAGAAUCCUUAGUUUGAACCCAUCCCUUAUUCUUUUUCCCUCAUAAAUGAGGCCGAUACUCGAGUUUACUUGGAGUAAGUCCUCUUUAAUGGUGCCUUGAUAUCAAGUGGAACUGGAAAUGAAGAACACAAAAACACAACUCAAGCAUCCGAGUAGGAAAGCUGUAAGCUGUUAAGAAAUGUUGUAAGUUCUUGAAUUUUGAUGUUAUGUAGGAAAAUAUUUUUCUUUCCCUCUCAUGUGCUGUGCUCUCUUGAUUAGAUGACCUAUUCAAUCUAUAUCCUUUUCAUUUAAGUGAUUGCAAUAGCUCUCGCAUGAACCAAGCGACCUCAGUAGUUAAAAG
Hibiscus syriacus is the source of this 2225-nucleotide messenger RNA. RefSeq names its product probable mediator of RNA polymerase II transcription subunit 26b. NCBI's taxonomy places the organism in Eukaryota, Viridiplantae, Streptophyta, Magnoliopsida, Malvales, Malvaceae. The record is from RefSeq and is a predicted model, not a curated record. Gene Ontology annotation, cellular component: nucleus. The transcript has 9 exons. Bases 361 to 1584 code for a protein of 407 amino acids.